UAGCCAGUUGGCACCAGCCGUUAGGUAUGAGUUUUGGUUUUACAAUCUUCUUCUCUUCACUACUACUACUAUAUAUAAGUCUCUGAUCCCGAGCUAUAUUUCUCAGAGUUUCAUUGAUUAGAGGAAAGAAGAACUAGUCAAGAUUAGAAGAUCUGCGCAAUGGCAAAGGAAGCUUCAAAUGGAAUUCGUAAGCUUCCGCCUUCUCCAUCUCCAUUGCGGAACUCCAAAUUUUUUCAGUCUAAUAUGAGAAUUUUGGUAACUGGAGGAGCUGGAUUCAUUGGCUCUCACCUUGUGGAUAGAUUGAUGGAAAAUGAGAAAAAUGAGGUAAUUGUCGCUGAUAACUGCUUCACUGGUUCAAAGGAUAACCUCAAGAAAUGGAUUGGUCAUCCUAGAUUUGAGCUUAUUCGCCAUGAUGUCACGGAAACAUUAUUGGUCGAAGUUGAUCAGAUCUACCAUCUUGCUUGCCCUGCUUCCCCAAUUUUUUACAAGUACAAUCCUGUAAAGACAAUAAAAACAAAUGUGAUUGGCACGUUGAACAUGCUGGGACUUGCCAAACGUGUUGGAGCAAGAAUUUUGCUUACAUCAACAUCUGAGGUAUAUGGAGAUCCUCUGGAACACCCACAGACAGAGUCAUACUGGGGCAAUGUUAAUCCAAUUGGAGUCAGGAGUUGCUACGAUGAGGGGAAGCGUGUAGCGGAAACUUUGAUGUUUGGAUAUCAUCGGCAACAUGGGAUUGAAAUUCGCAUUGCUAGGAUCUUUAAUACAUAUGGUCCCCGCAUGAAUAUUGAUGAUGGUCGUGUUGUCAGCAACUUCUUAGCUCAAGCAAUUCGAGGUGAACCGUUGACAGUUCAAGCACCAGGAACACAAACACGGAGUUUCUGCUUCGUAACUGACUUGGUCGAUGGUCUAAUCCGACUCAUGGGAGGAGAUGACACUGGGCCGAUCAACUUAGGAAACCCAGGUGAAUUUACAAUGAUGGAACUUGCAGAGACAGUGAAGGAGCUAAUUGAUCCUAAUGUUAAGAUAAAUGUUGUGGAGAACACUCCGGAUGAUCCACGCCAGCGGAAGCCAGACAUCACAAAGGCAAAAGAGGUGCUUGGCUGGGAACCCAAGAUUUCCUUGCGCGAGGGCCUGCCUCUCAUGGAGGAGGAUGUCCGGAGGAGGCUUGGAGUUCCCAAAAACUAGAGCAACCACAGUGGAGUGGUGUGGCGUGGCUUGGGGAAACUUUCCAUUGAAGUCAAACAGAGUUGACUUGAUAUCUUAUUUUGUCUGAGAUUCAUGGGUUACCAAUUUUAGUGCCCUCAAUUUGUUUCUGUUUAUUUUCUCUGCAACCCCCCCCCCCCCCCCCCCCCCUUUUCUUAUUUUAUUAUAUUGGCAUAGAAAUAAGUAAUGUGAUCUAGUUAUUAUGGAUGUAGAGAACAUUUCAUUGAUUCAGUAUAUAUCUGAUAAGUUUGGCCUCUUUGGAGAAAGAGUUGCUUGACUGGGUUCCCAAA
This is a messenger RNA of Macadamia integrifolia, 1493 nucleotides long. Its product is annotated as UDP-glucuronic acid decarboxylase 6-like. The record is from RefSeq and is a predicted model, not a curated record. Gene Ontology annotation, molecular function: UDP-glucuronate decarboxylase activity; NAD+ binding. Gene Ontology annotation, biological process: D-xylose metabolic process. Gene Ontology annotation, cellular component: cytoplasm. NCBI's taxonomy places the organism in Eukaryota, Viridiplantae, Streptophyta, Magnoliopsida, Proteales, Proteaceae. The coding region runs from base 160 to 1185 and encodes 341 amino acids. The transcript has 13 exons.